AUGUUCGAGACAUCCAAAGCAGCACAGGUCAUUGGGGAAAUUAGUAGAUACAAGCUGGACAUACUAGGAAUUAGCGAAUGCCUGAUGAGAGCUCGCUUCAACUCCAAGCACUGCAAACUCACCAUCAUCCAGUGCUAUGCACCAACUAACGAAGCGGAGGAGAAGGACAAAGAUGAUUGGUAUGAGUAGUUACAGCAGGCAGUCUCCAGAGAUCCUCAGCACGAUAUGUUACUGAUCAUGGGAGAUAUUAAUGCCAAAGUUGGCGAUGACAACUCCAACUGUGUGAGAGCUAUGGGAAGACACGGAUGCGGUGUGAUGUACAACAACGGCAAACGCCUUUUUGACUUCUGCCUGAACAACGACUGUGUAAUCGGCGGUACCAUCUUCCCACACAAAUCCAUUCACAAGCUCACAUGGAAGUCGCCUGAUGGUUCCACAAUCAACCAGAUAGACCACAUCCUGAUCACUGGAAAGUGGCGCAGGUCCCUCCAAGAUGUUCGAGCUUGCCGCGGAGCCGAUGUGAACAGCGACCACUACCUACUAACUGCCGUAGUUAAGCUGAAGUUAAGGGAGGUGGCAAAGAAGAGCAAACACAGACAACACCUUGAUGUAGCAAAGCUGAAAUGGCCUAACACCAACAGAGAUUUCGGAAUAGAGCUGAGAAACCUCCUCAGUGCCUUUUCCCGACUAUACAGAAGACCCAGACCCAGAUAUUAA
Molecule: messenger RNA, 717 nt
Organism: Gadus macrocephalus (Pacific cod)
Lineage: Eukaryota; Metazoa; Chordata; Actinopteri; Gadiformes; Gadidae
Product: craniofacial development protein 2-like
Exons: 1
Molecular function (GO): catalytic activity
Source: RefSeq, a predicted model, not a curated record